Funneliformis geosporum is the source of this 155-nucleotide messenger RNA. NCBI's taxonomy places the organism in Eukaryota, Fungi, Glomeromycota, Glomeromycetes, Glomerales, Glomeraceae. The record is from the annotation of a GenBank genome assembly.
AUGGCUUUGGCUGCUCCCACUGUAGCUCUAUUUAAAUGGACAGUCAACGUUGCAAGAGAAUUAAUUCGACUUCGACGCGAUAAUCAUAAUGAUUUUGAAGGGUUUAUUGCUUCUCCCUCUCAAUGUCGAAGAAAAUGGUACUCAUUAAAAUAUGG